This is a messenger RNA of Puma concolor (puma), 886 nucleotides long. NCBI's taxonomy places the organism in Eukaryota, Metazoa, Chordata, Mammalia, Carnivora, Felidae. The record is from RefSeq and is a predicted model, not a curated record.
AUGGCUAACGAGGCUCAUCCUUGUCCGUGUGACAUUGGCCAUAAGAUAGAGUAUGGAGGGAUGGGGCGCGAAGUUCAAGUCGAGCACAUCAAGGCUUAUGUCACCAAACCCCCCUUCGACACGGGCAAGGCUGUGAUCGUCAUUCAAGACAUAUUUGGCUGGCAGUUGCCCAAUAGCAGAUACAUGACUGACAUGAUCGCAGGAAAUGGAUACACAGCCAUCCUUCCAGACUUCUUUGUGGGGCAAGAACCCUGGCAGCCUUCUGGGGACUGGUCCACCUUCCCGGACUGGUUGAAAACAAGAGACGCCAGAAAGAUCGACAGAGAGGUCGAUGCUGUCUUGAGGUUUCUGAAACAGCAGUGUCACGCUCAGAAGAUCGGCGUCGUGGGAUUCUGCUGGGGCGGAGUGGCUGUCCAUCACGUGAUGAUGAAAUACCCAGAACUCAGGGCAGGGGUGUCCGUCUACGGCAUCAUCAAGGAUUCUGAAGAUGUGCACAGUUUGAAGAACCCCACGUUGUUCAUUUUUGCCGAAAAUGAUGCUGUGAUUCCUCUUGAGCAAGUCUCUUUGCUGACCCAGAAGUUGAAAAAACACUGCAAAGUGGAAUAUCAAAUUAAAACAUUUUCUGGGCAAACCCAUGGCUUCGUGCAUCGAAAAAGAGAAGAUUGUUCAGCCGAGGACAAGCCCUAUGUUGACGAGGCAAGAAGGAAUUUAAUUGAGUGGCUGCACAAGUAUGUUUAGCAGGGGCCAAGGGUGCACUUUCUCAGAAUAGCUCGCAUCCAGAAAAUUGCUUUGGGAUACUUGGGUCGUUUAAUUUUUACUAUCUUGAUGUAAAAUAAAUCCAGGAAUCCUGAAAUUCAUUAUUCCAUCUCAAACAUAAAUGCAGUAG